Messenger RNA from Amyelois transitella, 582 nucleotides. RefSeq lists its product as uncharacterized. NCBI's taxonomy places the organism in Eukaryota, Metazoa, Arthropoda, Insecta, Lepidoptera, Pyralidae. The record is from RefSeq and is a predicted model, not a curated record. The coding region runs from base 1 to 582 and encodes 193 amino acids. The transcript is spliced from 5 exons.
AUGCGUCAGCCGUCGACCGACACGGUCGACAAAGCAGUAUGCACGGAGGAGAGCGGCGCGGCGCGGCUGGAGGCGGUGCUGGUCGCGCUCGUGGAACGCAAGGCGCGCGCGCUGCACGCCGAGCACGCGCGGCGGCGCGCGCGCCACCCGCUCCUAUUGCUCCUGCGCGACCACCUGCCAGACGAGGAGACGUCCAUCAUGGGCAGUCCUGGAGAGGAGCUGCCGGCUCACUGGUGCGAGCAUGAGGCGUCUAGGCACAGGCAAAAGAAACUCAAACUGCACCCACAUCACAGAGAGCUAAACAGUCCGGAACAACUGGAACUGGAGCGACGCAGGCGGCGCCGACGACGUCACCAGCAGCAGGCGCAGAAACCGAGGAAACAUCGAACCUUGCUCGUCUCCGCUAUAGAUGAGCAGGCCAAAGUUAUACACGUACUAGACCCCGACGAGCUGCCGCGUCGUGCUCGCUACACGAUCAUGGUGACAGCCUGCUUACUUCUCUUCUUGUGUCUUCUUCUGGUCGGAGUCACGCUGAGAAUGGCCCCACUCAUCGAUGACAUGGGUAAGUGCUUUUGUAAUUAA